AUGCGCUUCACCGUCGCCCUCACUACUUUGGUCGCUGCCGCCAUGGCCGCACCUCUCGAUACCCUUGCUGCCCGUGCAGACGAGCUCAACGCCGCCAUCCAGGCUCUCGCUGCUGAGAACCCCGAGGAUGCCGAGGCCGCCAAGGGUCUCUUGGGCCGUGACAUCGAUCCCAAUGUCCAGCUCACAAAUGAUGACGAACAGGAGGAAGUUUUCAAGCGCGAGGACGAUCUCAACGCCGCCAUCCAGGCCCUCGCUGCUGAGAACCCCGAGGAUGCCGAGGCCGCCAAGGGUCUUCUGGGCCGUGAAAUCAACCCCAAUGUUCAACUCACGAACGACGACGAGCAGGAGGAAGUCUUCAAGCGCGAGGACGAUCUCAACGCCGCCAUCCAGGCUCUCGCUGCCGAGAACCCUGAGGAUGCCGAGGCCGCCAAGGGUCUCCUGGGCCGCGAUAUUAACCCUAACGUCCAGCUCACGAACGACGACGAGCAGGAGGAAGUCUUCAAGAGGGACAUCAACCCCAACGUUCAGCUCACCAACGAUGACGAGCAAGAGGAGGUUUUCAAGCGCGAUAUUGACCCCAACGUUCAACUUACCAACGAUGAUGAGCAGGAGGAGGUCUUCUAA
Messenger RNA from Colletotrichum paranaense, 624 nucleotides. RefSeq lists its product as uncharacterized. The coding region runs from base 1 to 624 and encodes 207 amino acids. The transcript has a single exon. The record is from RefSeq and is a predicted model, not a curated record. NCBI's taxonomy places the organism in Eukaryota, Fungi, Ascomycota, Sordariomycetes, Glomerellales, Glomerellaceae.